UUACGGGCCACCCAGUCCCAAUACGAGCCCGGUGGCGGAUCUUGCGCCGACAAAGAGCAGAGAGGGGGAGGGUUCCUUCUGCCCCUCGUGGCUCGCUCACAGCCCCCUUCUCUGUCUUACAAUUAAACCGGCGUCGGAAGUUAUCUGGUGGAUUCCCUCCUUUUCUUUGCUUGUUUCACUCUCACCCACCCGUUGCGUGUCCCCGGUUCCCCUUCAAUGCGUCAUGGAUCGAUCUGAAUGGGAUGCAAAAGACAAUGAAAACUCCGACCCAUCCCCCCAGCAGACGAAACACCGGCCGCGACAGAGCCCCGGUGCCGCCUGCGAGGAAUGCCGCCGCCGCAAGCUGCGGUGCGACCGCAAGACGCCGCAGUGUGGUGUGUGCGCCGCGGCGGACAUAGUGUGCCAAUUCAACCCGUCGCGGGCGGAGCGUGGGCCUAAAAAGGGCAAUCUUCUGCAGCUGCAACAGCGGAUGGCGGCGCUCGAGGAGCGUCUCUCCCUCGCCACAGAGAGCGGUUUGCUUCUUUCAGAUCCGAUCUUGACGACGACCGACAUCUCGCAGUUACCAUCGCUGCCCCUGUCUCCGGAGACCUUUACUGGGGCUCCAAGCUCCCUGGAUCUGCGGUUGCCGUCGAGUCCGCUGCUGCAGGCGGGGACAGAAAUCUCGGCCCUAAUGCGAGAGGAACUAGACCAGUUAUAUUUCGAUCGGGUUCACGUCUUUGCGCCGAUGAUCCACCAGGGCCGGUAUGGAUGCUGGAGCUCCCAGCAACCCAAGAGCGAAUCCAAGGAAGCCCUGCAGUAUGCAAUGUGGACGCUGGGCGCUGCUUUCUCUGCGCAUUUUCAACAACUCGCGCCGUCGCUGUACGAGGAAACUCGACAUAUACUUGACGCGCUGGAGGUGAAGGGGCGAGAGACUGAUAUUACCGAGAUCGAGCACCUCCAGGCAUGCCUGCUCCUCGCCAUUUACGAAUUCAUACAUUCCUACGACCGCCGCAGCUGGAUGCGAGCAGGAUACGCCUUCCGGCUUGUGCAGCUCAUGCGUCUGUUCGAGCUGGAUACGCCGAGUGCCUCUAUCCUGUCGCCCAGCGAAUGGGUCGAGGUAGAGGAGAAACGGCGCACCUUCUGGGUUGCCUUCUGCCUGGAUCGGUUUCUCAGUAUUCGAAAUCGAUGGCCGUUGACUUUAAUCGAACAUCUUAUCACCUCACGCCUGCCCGCCCCAGAGACGGCCUUCCAGUCUGCCCAGCCUGUGGUCAUGGAGUUUCUAGCCGAUGCCAUCGCGUCCAGUGGGCCCCUUAUCUCUUCUCCCUUUGCAGAGCUCGUCAUCGUGGCAACUGUCUGUGGCCGGGCCCUUGUCCACCAUUAUCAGGCCCUUGUCGAGAGCAACUAUCACACCUCUAUCCAUAAUUUCCAUGACCGCCAUCACUGGAUUCACGCCACCCUUGUCCAGCGACUGGAGAUACUCGCAUCCCAAGCUCCAGUCAUUGCCGAGAAUGCGGACUCUAUAAUACUGUUCACCCGCAUGCUAGGGCAAACGACGAUGCUCUAUCUGUAUCAUACACUGGAGCAGAGUACAUACAAUCUUGACAGCCUCGAAGUUGCCUCCGUGUCUGAAUAUAAUGAUAUUGCCCUCACUGCGGCACAGGAAAUGGUACUGCUAACGAGGGUAUUGAGCCAGAUUAAUUCAUUCAAAAUCCAUCCCUUCACUCCCAUUCCUCUUUAUCUGUGCUCGGACUUCUUCAACGCUUACCGAGACCCCAGCACGACAUUCUACGCGAAGCUACAAGAAGUCUUCCAGGCUCUGCGAAAUAUCAAGUGCGUGAACAGCCUCAGCGGUAAACUGCACCAAAUUCUCGAAUCGAGCGAAGCUCAACAGCCAGCGAUGGAAAUAGAAAAUGGAGUCUCUACAGAUUAACCUGUAAAUAUGAAGUUGGCAGAAAUACCUUGAUGAUAUAAAUGCCUGACGGCCGAUCUAUUUGUUUGCUAGAUUCAUGAUGUUCGAGUUGCGACAGGCGGAAUAUAUAUGGGUCGAGGAUUAAACAGCACGCCUGCGCAUAUAAAUAUAUACGUAUCUCAUCUCAUUAGAAUUUAAAGAACAGUUUCAGAAUACAAAAAAUAUUACGCAAUAUAAACCUGC
Messenger RNA from Aspergillus versicolor CBS 583.65, 2131 nucleotides. RefSeq lists its product as uncharacterized. Gene Ontology annotation, molecular function: DNA-binding transcription factor activity, RNA polymerase II-specific; DNA binding; zinc ion binding. Gene Ontology annotation, biological process: DNA-templated transcription; regulation of DNA-templated transcription. The record is from RefSeq and is a predicted model, not a curated record. The coding region runs from base 224 to 1909 and encodes 561 amino acids. Gene Ontology annotation, cellular component: nucleus. The transcript has 5 exons. Lineage: Eukaryota; Fungi; Ascomycota; Eurotiomycetes; Eurotiales; Aspergillaceae.